GCGCGAACGCGCCGCGGUGGUUGCGUAUAUCCGGUUAUUAACCCGCGAGGUGGGACGCACGCACCCACACCGCCCCCAGGCGGCCAUGUUUGUUAAGGGCAGGGGACCAUAGGCUGGCGGCGGCUUGGGGCCGGGUGCGGGGCGCCCGACAGCCGAAAGGAUCGUGGCUUAUGGAGGCCCCCGCGCCGCCCUCGCACGCGACCGCUUUACCAGCGGAGGGCAGAUGCAGCUACUUCGUGGAGAAGAAGAAGCGCUUCUGCAGGAUGGUGGCGGCCUCGGGGAGAAGGUUCUGUGGUGAACACGCUGGCGCCGCGGAGGAAGAGAAUGCUCGGAAAAGAAUCUUGUGUCCUUUAGAUCCAAAACACACAGUAUAUGAAGACCAACUAGCAAAACAUUUAAAAAAAUGUAACUCAAGAGAGAAGCCAAAGCCUGAUUUCUUUAUUCAAGAUAUAAAUGCAGGAUCAAAGCAUGAAAUGGAAAUUCCUGAGCAGUUAGUUCCAUUUUCUUCUCUAUCUGAAGAGCAGUUGAAAAACUUAAUUAAGAAACUGAGGAAAGCAAGUGAAGGCUUGAAUUCUCCACUUAAAGAUCACAUUAUGUCCCAUCCAGCAUUAUAUGAUGCCCUUAAUGACCCUAAAAAUGGUGAUUGUGCUGUCAAGCACCUGAAACAGCAGGCUUCUAUUUUAGGUAACAUUGAAAAAUUAAAGUUACUUGGUCCAAGAAGAUGCUUUGUUGAGUUUGGAGCAGGAAAGGGGAAAUUAUCUCACUGGGUCGAUAUUGCCUUAAAAGAUGCUGAAAACGUUCACUUCAUCCUGGUAGAAAAAGUGACCACAAGAUUCAAGGUAGACGGUAAACACAGAAGAAAGAACUCAGCGUUUGAAAGACUUCAAAUUGAUAUUCAACACUUGUGUCUAAACAGGAUCCCUGUGCUAAGAGAAGGAAGACUGCCUGUGGUAGGGAUUGGGAAGCAUCUGUGUGGGGUCGCAACAGACCUUGCAUUGCGAUGUUUGGUGGAAACCUAUGCUGCCAAUUUUGAAGAAAGGACUGAAGAACCUUUAGCCAAACGCGUCAAGAAUGAUAAAACAGAAGAAGAAAGUAAUGCUUUGUCCAAGGAAGUAAGUGAAGAAGAUACCCCAGAGACACGGACCCCAGUGGCUGGCAUUGUCAUCGCACUUUGUUGUCACCACCGCUGUGACUGGAGACAUUAUGUGGGCAGAGAGUAUUUCAAGGCACUAGGCCUCGGGGCAGAGGACUUCUACUAUUUCCAGAGAAUGAGUAGUUGGGCUACAUGUGGAAUGAGAAGGACGUCUUUGGAAGCCUCAGACACUACUGCAGAGAGAAAAGAUGACCAGAAUUAUGACAGCGAAGAGCAUGAUGAGAGAGGAGACAGACCCGCAGAUGGCAGCACUGAUAGUGUGCCCGGAGUUCUGACUGCUGAAGAGAAGGAGAACAUAGGACAUCUUUGCAAAUUGCUGAUUGACCAAGGCCGACUCGAGUAUUUACAGCAGAAAGGCUUCAGCCCUGCCUUAAAGUACUAUACAGACCCAUCAGUGUCUCUGGAAAAUGUGUUAUUAACUGCCGUACCAGCUCAUCUGUCACCACAGGAAGCAGCUCGACUGUUCGGCUUAGCUGGCUGCCUUGAACUGCACGUCCACAGUGCAUUGUACAUGUCCCACGUCAGACUCACUGCUAACACUGCAGCUCAUCCUCAGUCCUCCCUCCUCAUUCUGCAUAUCAAACCAUAUUCAGCACCUCCUUCAUUCCCCAGUGGAGCACUCCAUCCGUCCCGAACACUGGUUUCCAUAAUUAAUUAUCCAUUCUGUCUCCUGCUUGCCUAAUACUUCAUGCAGAGCCACAAACUGCUUUGAACUGUUGCCAGCCCUUCCCCAGCUUGUUCACACUGUUGCUUCCGUGACCUACAGCAGCACCAGUGACCCCUGAAGUGACCCUUGCUAAGCAGCCUCUGGGCGUCGGGGAGGGGGUUCCCAAGGGAAAAACUGUGACUGUUCCCUCUGCUUGUGCUCCUUUUCAAAGUAGCUGUUUGGUGCAGGGAGUGAGUUAAAAUUUCCCUUUUCAUCUAUGGAUUAUAGAUGAAAUUAUACUUUUAAUAAUUACAAGGCCAAAGUUUCUGUUUCUAUGCUAUUAUUUCACUGUUUUUAUUAAGACAGUGCCUUUGCCUUAUUCUGAUUUUGUUUUAAUUUUAAAACGUUUUCCUUGAUUAUAGAAAUGUUUAAUUCUAAAUUAUGAGAUGAAGUGGUUGUAACCUGUAUAUUAUACUUUAUAUUCUAACUAUUGAAUAAAGUCCGUAUUUUUC
Molecule: messenger RNA, 2311 nt
Organism: Microtus oregoni (creeping vole)
Lineage: Eukaryota; Metazoa; Chordata; Mammalia; Rodentia; Cricetidae
Gene: Trmt13
Product: tRNA methyltransferase 13 homolog
Exons: 12
Coding region: 171-1835 (554 amino acids)
Biological process (GO): tRNA methylation
Source: RefSeq, a predicted model, not a curated record